Messenger RNA from Athalia rosae (coleseed sawfly), 6646 nucleotides. RefSeq names its product trafficking kinesin-binding protein milt (gene milt). The record is from RefSeq and is a predicted model, not a curated record. Bases 1101 to 3998 code for a protein of 965 amino acids. NCBI's taxonomy places the organism in Eukaryota, Metazoa, Arthropoda, Insecta, Hymenoptera, Athaliidae. The transcript has 9 exons.
GUCGUCAGCCUCUUCUACUUCUUCUUCUCUUCUUCUUCGAGUUACUUACUCCUCGUUCGCGCCUUCGCACAUCGGUAUCGAAGAGUUCGAUCUCCAGACGCAUAACUAAUAGUAUAAUAAUUAUAGAUGAAAAUUAUCACGUACGUACAAAACGCGCGAUAGGAACACCAGACAUCGGUAAUCACACGUAUUUAUGCACGGUGUUGAGUUUUUCGCGGAGCAGAAAUAAAGUGAAAAAGAAGGGAACAAAAUUCGAAAGUCUGUCACAAUUCCGUUUUGCAAUAUAAUUCUUAAUCACUAAUCGAUCGCGAUGAUUGGUUGAGAAUCUUUUAAAUUCUACGUAACCGAGCUGAUUUUUUCAUGCUUCGAAUACGCUCAUCCACCUGUGCAACGUAUGAAUGGUGCUAUUAAUAAACUUCGGUGGUGAAGUGUUCUAAAUCCGCGAAAAAAAGCCGCGUUGAUGUGUUCAAGAUCCCUAGCUAUUACGCAACGGUAGCCGGAGCUUUUUGUGAAUUGGAAGAACAAAAAGGACUCUAAUUAUCGUUACAUGUAUACAUGUGCAAAGAUGCGUGAAUUCCUACGCAGAAGACAUUUUUCUACUUUUUACAUAUGACCGAUCUGCAGUUCCCUCGAAAUCUUAACGCACCUACAAGCAAAUAUUUUCUGUCUUUCCAGCGCAAUUUAUCAAAUGGUUGUAAAAAUGCCGAGUAAUGAAAAUAACGAGCUAAAGAAAUCGUCGUCGGUGCUUCAUUUGGUUGAUUCACUGGUAAUAGUCUUCUUUGCAGAAUAAGAAACUGUAUCGCACUUUCUUGAAGAAUAAGGCUCGGACAGCCAGAUUUGACGUAUAUAUACUUUGACCUCUUUAAAGUAUAAAGUGAAGCCGUACGUAAGAAACUGGUCUAUAGUAAUCGCGGUGGAUUCGUUCCAUUUCAAAAUCUGUAAAAAAAAAAAACUGGUAAUUUAUACACAUAAAACGUCCGCGAUAAUAUAUGAAAGAUAUAAAAAGAAAAAAAAAUUUCAUCGAACAAAUAAUAUCAAUCGAUUGAAAAACGGGCGGAGGAAGCGGAAAAUCUCACCUGCACCGCAGGUGGUGACAAAUUAUGUUCUUGGGUUCCGGACGAAACGGACGGCCAACCGGCCCGGCAAGGCUAAAAGAUCUACGUGAAAGACGAGAGACGAUUCUCAACAAGUGGCGAGAUGAGGUAUGCAGUGGCGGGGAACUUCCGGAGGUAGAGAUCAUUAGCUUACUAGAAGAACAGAUUCCCAGGUACCGUCUUCGCGCCGACACUCUUACGCAGUUCCAAGGUUACGAAAACGCUGACUGGUUCAUCCCGACACCAGCAUUGAAAGUAGACGACGUUGAUUUACAGUUAUCCCCGGAUCAGAUACGGGAGACGCUAAACUACUUCAUUCUAUGUAGUAACCGGGUGAGCCAAAUGACAAAAACCUAUAAUGAUAUAGAAGCAGUAACCAGGCUUCUGGAGGAGAAAGAGAAAGACUUGGAGUUAACAGCUCGAAUUGGCAAGGAGCUGCUAACCCACAACCAAAAACUUGAAAGUAAUGUUACGUCGCUGGAAACAGAGCUGAAAUUAGCCAAUGAAAAAAUUACCCAACUGAGUCAUGAGCUGAUAAAGAAAACUGAGCUGAUACAAAUACUAACAAACGAUGUCGACGACUCGGGAUCAGAGAGUGGCACUCCAACGGGCCUGCGAGGGAUUAAUCUGGAUAUGAUGCAACGGAGAAUCAGCGUCCUUGAAGAUGAAAAUAAACAACUGCGUACAGAAUUCAAUAACUUGGUACACGAUGCCGAUGAUUGCGAGGAGCAGGAAGCACGCCUUGUUAAAGACAUCGCCGCGCAACUAGCGAGUGCCAACAUGGAGGUAGACGGCAUUGCGGAUGAACUGGAUCGCCAGAAGGAAGAGAACAGGCUUCAGCACGAGCAGAUAGUCAGUCUCACGAAUAAACUGGCUGAGACUGAGCUCAGACUUGCUCGGUUAUUGGCUGAACAUGACGAAGUUGGUGCCACGCUAGUCAUUACCAAGGAUAAUCAAAAUAUCCUUGCCAAUGAACUUGCUGAAUUCAAGGAUCGGUACACAGAGGUGGUGACUCUGCUAGCUGAAACACAGGAUCAGUUGCGUAAACAGAGGAAGAAAGGGAUGCCCAUUGUUCGUGGCGGAUCACUUUUCCCUUCACUUGGUGCUGCCCCGCAGCCGGACUCUAUAGCUUCAGAGCUCGAGUCUUCAUUGUAUUCUGAAGCAAGUCUUGAUUCCGGGAUCAUUAGCGAUAGAAUGCCAGCUUUCAAGAAGGUAUUCGAAACUGUGAGAACUGCUUCCCGAGCGUCGUAUGCCGGCAGUGUAGAUGCUAAUCAAUUCCCACGCCUCGGAUCUAUGACCACUUCAACUUUGUCUAGUGGAUCAUCAGGUCCUCGUAUGAGCUGCGGUGCAUUACGUCCAAUCGCAUCAUCAGGAUUUCCUAGUUUGGACUCUACUGGUCACAGCGAUAGCGAAGGCUCCCUGUUGACUGAUUCCGAGGAUUAUCCGGGCCCACAACAAACCGGAGUGCCAGGUGCGCCAGGAGCUGCGGAUCUCGAAGCUGCUCUACGUCGUUUAACCCCAGCGGAAGUAACAGCGAGAAGAGCAUGCUUGAGCACAGGAGCCGGCUACAACUACGAUUACGAUGCUGGAAUUCAGUCACCGCCUUCGUUUUUGCCAUUUGGUUGUCGAACACCUGACAGUAUUAUGUCGACAGGUAGCAGCGGUAAUUUGAGCGGGUUUAGCGGCAACAGUGGAAACGGAUGGAGGCUACCGGAAAAAUUGCAAAUUGUAAAGCCACUCGAAGGCUCACAAACGCUCCACCACUGGUCUCAGCUUGCUACACCGACUCUCGGUGGUUUACUCGAUGAAAGACCCGGAGUAAAGACGCGUGGAGGUAGAGCCUUGGAAGAUCUUGGGCUCGAAACAUUCACUUUAGCUGAUCUUGAAGAGGACGAAGAGUAUGCCAAUCCUGGGAAACUGUUCCAAGACACAGGAUCCGUCUAUACAUUUACAAAUAGUACGGUUAUGCAUCCCGACGAUCACACAAGCGUAACAACCAGCGUUGUAGGAAGUCGAAUAGCCACAGCACCCAGCAGCGCUCUGAACUCUGGUAUGAAUACACCGAGAACUAUGAGUCGACGCAAUUCGACUUCGACUUUCUCAACGACCUUGGGUCUCGCGAAGAUGCUCAAUGAGAGAGGCAUCAAGGCUGUGACGCCAUCCUGUGUAUCGACACCUAGUGGCGAACGUAACUUCACGCCAACCGCUACCCCCUGCAAUAGUCCCGAUGGCACUCCACCGCCUUCCAGGUCAAAUUCUCCACCGCCUUACAGCAGUCCUUUUAGACUCUUUAGCACUGGAGCUGAACUCUUGAAACGCACUUUUGGUGCAGAAGAACAAAUCCAGGUACGCAAGCCGAAACGAACGAAGCCCACGCUUAGUCGUUCAGAUAAAAAAGCUUUGACCGGAAUUAGACUGGUUGAAAAACUUGAGCGCAUAGGGAUAGAUACAAUAAUGGCGACUACGGCGAGCUCUACAAUUUCACCACUGGCACUUCAAGGAGCUAUUUACACCCGACGUUCUAUGGAUAGUCCGAUGGCUCAGUUAACAUCGCUCAAGACUUCCAUGUCUUCUAGUAUUAGCCAAGAAAAGCUUUCAUCUGCUUCGUCUUCCUGUUCAGUGGACAGCGAUCCCCUUAUCAGAAAGCCUCCUUUACCCCCUGGCAAAUCAAGAGAAAAGGAAGCUGAGCUUGGUGUUCCCGUUCGCCCAGGAUCCGGUGGUUUGAAUGUCAGACUCGGCCAAUUAUCAAGUCGUCAACGACGUUCUGGCGCGGGGGCAACCCGUCCUGACCUUGGCAAGGUGAAGGCAACAUCUGCAGCUCCAAACGUUAAAGAAUCCGCACCACAGUCAGCAUUAGGUACUAUAAGCUCACUCCUUUUCGGAAGAAAGGGAGGACUUCUGUAAGCACGUUAGUGAUGCUGAACUAAUGGCAACGUAGCAGUUUUUAUGCAGAGUUCAAAUUUUUACUACAACUAUCGGAAGCAAUUAGUACGGAGAGACUACGUAUAGAGAUGAUUUUUUCCCUCCGUUACAUGGCAAGGUGUGAAUUUCGAGGUAAGUGAUCAAGAAAUUUUAUUGGCGAUAUGAUAUUUUUCAAACUCCGUCACUUCUCUAUCCAUAGUCAAUCUGUGCUACCAAAAUGCGAGUUUCAAAUAUACACCAAACCCAUAAGGUACAUCAAAUCAUAUUAAUUUAUUAGAUGAAAUCAGUAAAUACACUCAACCGUGAUUUUAUAUUAGAAAACUUGCUUUUACAGUUGAGAAUUCCUAAUGUACAUACUGAGCAGUAUAAAUAAUUAAUAGUUACCUGUAUACCUGAUUGCUUUCUAGAUACAUAUAAUUUGAUAUACAUACUCAGGUGUGUGUAUACUGAUUAGUGUUACUACAUCGGUUGUCAUAGUGACGCUCGCUAACGUUAGCCGUAGAGUCAAAGUUAUCGUAACAAUAGGAUAACUCAAACCUCUUACGUAGACGUUUAAAUAAUUCAUCGAUUAAUAACUGUUAUCCAUAAAUAGAGAAGCUGAUCAAGCUCAAAAAUAUUAUGCUAAGUGAAUUACUGCAACCAUAUUUACCGAGCAAUGUAGUCUUCGGGCUUCACCUAGCUACAGAUACGAUUGUCAAUACCGAUGAUCAAGGGUAGGAGAAAGGAAGAAAUCAGACUCGCAGUUAUGAGGUAGAAAGAAAUUUCCCUUAUUCUCAUACUUCUACUCAUGAGCGACUAAUCUUUUAUCGAAGGCAGGUAGCUCUUCUUUUUCCUAAACGAUUACUGCUCGUAUGUUUGUUGUAUUCAAUAUUCAUUAAGAAUUGGUGAUUUGUUUCUUCCUCAUAAUUGUUCUGUGUUGUGGGCUUCAGUAAAAGUAAUAUGCCGUGGGAAGGUGAGCCAUGCACAGAAACAGCAGCAAUACGAUAUGCAAAACGUGCCCGAAUAUAAUAAUGUAAUUGUACAGUACAGUAGGAAGAAAGUUAUUGUAUCGUGUGUAUAUAGAUGUGCAGGUGCGAUGCACGGAGGUAAAGAAAAUGAGAGAGAAUGAGACGUUAGUUAGUUGUUAUUAUCCGCUUAUCCCGCGGGUGAAGUCAAUGGGAAGCUAGAAAAUUCGUAGUAGAAUGGGCCCCGAGAUUGUUAUUUGAGCACAAAUUCUUUAAAUGAGUCAUUUGAACCUGGUGCUAACGUAUUUUUAAUUAUAUAGCCACGCACUCUUCUUUGUUUUCUAUUUUAUUUAAUUAUAUUUGUCUUCGUUAUGCGUCGGUAAAUUAUUUUGCAGUUGUUAUUUCACGUUAACUUUUUAAUCAACGAUGAUCAUGAAAUUUGCUGUUGUCAGUCUUUGGAUCUGAAGAUUGUGCAUUCAGCAUUCAAUAAAGUGAUGGGAAUUCAAUCAAUUAUGGUGGCGUUUUUCGUAUUUCAGCGAAAGGAAUGAUAUUUAUUUGAUUAAUUCAUCCACGUGAUAUAGUGGGCUCAAUGACCACCCGCUUGUUUCAUCAAAAAUUUUUACUUAAGGACAGACUUGUGAUUAAAAAAGUGUGUUUACCUCGAUGCCGCCUUGUAUAUAGACGUACAAAUGAAUAAACGUUAAGUUGAAGAAAAAAAAAGAAUCAUGUAUAUAUAACAUAUAUGUAAAUGAGAAAUUCCUUGUUGCUGUCCUGUGCCGUGAGCUGCUGCUUAGCUUUGUUCGCAUCCUUUUGUUAAUUUUCCUUUAACGAAGGGCCUAUAAGUGAACAGUAAUUAAUCAUGGGAAUUAUGGUGAGACAAUUGAUAAACUGGUGUUACUGUAAAUAGAAAGAUUAGUAGAUAUUUAUAGAUUAAUUAAGAAUUCGACGAUGCUGAUGUAUGACGCUAACGCAGGGAAGGCCUAACCGAUUUUUAUUCCGCUGCAAUAAAUUCAUGUAGGUCGAAAAAUCGUGGUGACGGAUCUGCAUACUAUCUAUCAUACAAUAACGGUGUAAUAUAAUUUAUGAUAGUUGAAUCACUUUAUUGGUAGAUGAAAUUUCGGUCGAUAGCUUUCGAGCUUCGUACCAAAUAAAUUUAACAUGUACAAUGAACAUCAGAUUCGUUAAUUAUAAUUCUCUGUCUUUAGCAAAUAUCAGCCGAAGGAUAUAAGAAGUUGAUUUAAGUUAUUUAUUUUUUUGCUAUCGAUGCCUAGUUUGAUUGAUUAAUUCGUAUUUUUUACUCAUGCCAAGACGCGAGUGUCUGUUUAUUCAGCUUUUUCGUCGCUAAAUUUUCAUUCAAGGUGUGAGCGAAGGUUUUGAGAAGGACUCGGAGGGUGGUAAGUUUUGGCUGUAAAAUAACACAGUACAAAUUAAACCGCUGAGACAGUUCGUUAAUGUUCAGCGCAAUCCCCCUCGCCUUAACUUGAUAAAAUUAUGUUUUAGUUAAAACGUUCCUACUAUACCUAUAUUCGUGCAGUUUGUACUCUUACGUUUAUAUACGUGCAUAAUUAUAUUAUUGUCGUAAUUUGCACCGUAAUGACAAUGUUACUAUCAACAUAUGUUUUGUGCAGUAUAUACAUAUAUAAUAACACGUACGUACGAAUUGAACAAUAAAUAUAUUUAAAUAAU